Molecule: messenger RNA, 900 nt
Organism: Penicilliopsis zonata CBS 506.65
Lineage: Eukaryota; Fungi; Ascomycota; Eurotiomycetes; Eurotiales; Aspergillaceae
Exons: 1
Coding region: 83-712 (209 amino acids)
Molecular function (GO): peptidyl-tRNA hydrolase activity
Source: RefSeq, a predicted model, not a curated record
CCAUAUUUUAAGCUCACAGAAAAUUAAAAAAAAAAUCUAGAAUAAAUAAAAAAUUAAUUCAAUCCCCCCCUGGAGACUUACAAUGACGCGAGCCCUCUUCAUUGCCUCCAUCGGCAACGGGCAUCCCUACCGCUUCACUCGCCACAGCGCCGGCCAUGUUCUGCUCGACGCUCUACGGCCUCUCCUUCUCACUCGCGCGCCCUUCACCGAUCGCACUGCCUUCUACGAAACAUGGUACAGUCCCUCGUAUAUGAACGAGUCCGGGCCGAAGCUGGUCCGCCAGCUGGACCGGUUCCUCUCGAAACAGGCCGCAGCGGCAAGGGGAUCGUCGUCGUCUGCUACACCGGUCCAGUCGACGCUGGUCAUCCUUCAUGACGAACUAGAGGCAGCGCCGGGGAAACUGCGUGUGCGGAGAGGCGGCCCGGAACAGUUCAGUCUGCGUGGUCAUCGGGGAUUGAUCAGUGUGAUGGAAUCCCUGCGCGGGAAGAAAUUAUAUCCUCCAGCCAGUUCGAACACUACAGUUGCCAGCGGCGCUGGCUCGCUGUCGAUUCUUCGCGUCGGGAUCGGGAUCGGGCGUCCUGACACUCGAGGCAAGAACGACGUGGCAGAGUAUGUGCUCACGCCAAUGAGCCAGACGGAGCUGGAUGCCGUCAAGAAGGUGGCCGGGGAGACUGCAGAUGUCCUGGCGAAGGAGUUUGACGUGGUAUUAUAGACUGUACAAGAGAUUGAUGUACUGUACAGCAUGACUGUAGAUAGAUCGAUGUUCCGUACAGCAUGACUAUAGAUUCAUGUUCUGUACAGCAUGGCUGUAAACGAUGCUCUGCACAAAUGACUAGAUUGAUGUACAUAGGUAUCAAAGUUGGAACUUGGUUCUCUCUUUCUCCAAUCCCCCCUUCCACU